AUGGGGCAGAGUUUACUCAUGUUAGGGAAAGAGGACUUCUACUCCGACAUGAGUCUUAAUCAGCCAAAAAUAACGGUUGAUUCGAGCUUUGAGAGAAUCUUUGAGAAAGGUGGAGAUGGUGGUGCACCGUCAGAAUGUGACAACCAAUACCAUUCAGAUAAUAUACCUGUGGUGGCACUUUCAACUGGAUGGUACAACCAUGGGAAUAGAUGCUUAAACUUCAUAAAUAUCCAUGGAAACGGAAAGAGUGUUAAGGCCAUGGGAGUUGAUGAGUGUGACUCUACAAUGGGAUGUGAUUCUGAUCAUGAUUACCAACCUCCUUGUGGUAAUAAUGUUGUAGAUGCCUCAAAGGCAGUUUGGAAGGCCUUAGGAGUGCCUGAAAGCGACUGGGGUGAAAUGGACAUAUACUGGCCUGAUGCUUGA
Messenger RNA from Dovyalis caffra, 423 nucleotides. The record is from the annotation of a GenBank genome assembly. NCBI's taxonomy places the organism in Eukaryota, Viridiplantae, Streptophyta, Magnoliopsida, Malpighiales, Salicaceae.